CCUCCCCUCGAAUCAAUUUUCUACGCAUACGAACAGCUAAGAUGGGGAACCAACCCUCCGCGAUCCUGGACAACAUAGCCUCGGGCUCGAAUUUCGACCGCGAGGAGGUGGACCGCCUGCGGAAGCGGUUCAUGAAGCUGGAUAAGGACAACUCCGGCACCAUCGAGCGCGACGAAUUCCUAGCCCUCCCGCAGAUCUCCUCCAACCCUCUCGCAACCCGCAUGAUUGCUAUCUUCGAUGAAGACGGCGGCGGCGACGUCGAUUUCCAGGAAUUUGUGUCUGGAUUAUCAGCAUUCAGCAGCAAGGGCAACAAGGAGGAGAAGCUGAGGUUUGCCUUCCGCGUGUACGACAUUGAUCGAGAUGGCUAUAUAAGCAACGGCGAGCUUUUCAUCGUCCUGAAGAUGAUGGUGGGGAGCAAUCUGAAGGACCAGCAACUGCAGCAAAUUGUCGACAAGACCAUAAUGGAGGCCGACCUCGAUCGCGAUGGCAAGAUCAGCUUCGAUGAGUUUACCAAGAUGGUCGAGAGCACCGACGUGUCUAUGAGCAUGACUCUGGACCAGUUCUAAACCUUUUCUUGCUCAUGAUUGAAACGGCAUAAACAGGGCUUUCAUACCUUCGGCGAGGAGUUUUGGGUCAAACGGGACACGAAUUGGGAAGGUCCCGAAAGUAUUCGAUAUCCAUCAAUACAGGAGUCAAGAUCUCUGCACGCAGCCAGGGCGAUACGCGAGGCUGCUACAGCGCCGUGUCUUAAUCGCGCUUCGUUGAUGCCGCAUGCACUUACGAGCAGAAGGGCCUAGGUUUCCAAGACCGUGCCAAGGUACUAAUGGUAUCGAACGCACAUGAUACAGGCUAUUUUCAUUUCCAAUUAUCUGGCAGCGACCUACACUCUACUUUACUUUUUAUUUUAACCUAACGUACUCCAC
Messenger RNA from Trematosphaeria pertusa, 923 nucleotides. RefSeq names its product EF-hand. The record is from RefSeq and is a predicted model, not a curated record. NCBI's taxonomy places the organism in Eukaryota, Fungi, Ascomycota, Dothideomycetes, Pleosporales, Trematosphaeriaceae. The coding region runs from base 42 to 566 and encodes 174 amino acids. The transcript is spliced from 4 exons. Gene Ontology annotation, molecular function: calcium ion binding; calcium-dependent protein serine/threonine phosphatase regulator activity.